CCGGCACACCGUGUGGCUGCCCAGCGCGCGGCCGCGCCCGGGGAUGGCGGCCACGCCGCCCCUGGCCAAGUCGGGGCGCCGGGCGCCCCAGCGGCCAGGCCGCUGCCGCGGAGCGCGGGCGUGGGCCGUGGCCUGCGCCGCGAGACCGGUCGCGGCGAGGGCGGUGGAGCUGCGCGAGUUGCAGGACAUGUGCUGGGCAGAUUACGGCACAGACGUGGCGUCUGCGUGCUGUUCCAGGUCGCAUUCGCAGGACGGCGGAGCGACGGCCUGCCCGGUGGCACUGCUCGACUCGGCGUUCCCGCUGGAGCUGUGCUGCCUCGGGCCGUCCGCGGCCGAGGCGCCGCUCCGGGGGUGCGAGGCGCCCUUGCAGGAAGCCCUGGUGGCGGCUGAUGGCACGGUGGACGUGCCGGCUGUUCUUCAGGCUGAGCCGGUCAGGCUGUUUGACGACUUUAUUUACGUGGUCAUCCGCUUCUUUUUCGGCGGCCUUUUGAAUUCAAGGUUCGUCCGCAUCUGGCAAGCCAUUGAGAAGUCCGGCGAGGCGGCCCGGGAGCUCUGCCCCGUGGCCCACGCGCUCUCCCAGCUGCUCCGCGCGGAGUUCGAGCUGGCGGCCUCGCUCCCCGUCCUCGGCGGCGGCCCGGGCGCCUGGGCGCUCUCCUCCGCCCGGAGGGACGGCCUGCUGGCCGCGGCGCGGGGCAGCGCCCUCGGCGGCGCCGCCUCGUCCGCGCUCCUGCACGCCGCGCACCGCCGGGUCGCCCUGUGGGAGGCCGCGCUCGGCGCCCGGGCGCCCCCUGCGGGCGGCGGGGGCGCCGCCGAGGCCUCGUGUCCGCCCGCGGUUGCGGCGCUGCCCCCGUUUGCCUGCCGUGCGCUGCAGGCCUGGGCGGCCGUGGGCGCCGCGGAGCCGUGGGGAGACGGGCCGCGGCGAGCCGCAGGCACCGCGUCCGUGGUCGACCUGUGGCGCGGGGGGUUCGCGUGCGCCCGAUGGGAGCGCCGCACAGGCCAGGCCAGCCGCGAGGAGCCGCGCCCUGGGCGGGGCUUCGUGCCCGCCCCUCUGGUGGACGGCGGCAGCGAGGACCUGCUGCGUCGGGAGGUGCGCUGGCUUGAGCGGGCAUCUCUCCGGCGCUCUCCGAACCCGUUGUGCUGGACGCCGGAGCGCCGGCAGCGCGGCCUCACCCCUGAGCUGUGCUGCGGGCAGCCCGGCCGCCUGACCGUGGACGCCCAGGCUUGCUGGGACGCCGUGUACUCAGCGGGCCCGUGCUGCAGCAGGCCAGCUGGGCACCGCUGCGGUGACCUUGUGCUCGCCGCCGCCAGCGACGGUGUGCGCACGUGGGAGACGGACGACGUGCUGCGCGAGUUCCACGGCGCCCUGGCGGGAGAGCUGCUGUGGGCGUCGCGCGGCGUGGGCCGCGAGGCCGCUCCCGGCGACGACGGCCCCCCGUUGGAGGCGCUGGCCGCGCUGGCAUCCCUGUGGCCCGAGGCGGAUCUAAAGGAGCGGUGCCCGGAGGCGUGGGCGCUGGCCAGGCUCCUGGACCUCGUGGCGCCAGGCGCGCCUGGGGCGGCGGAGUUGGCUGGAGACCCCCGGUCCCGCGAGCUGCUGGAGGUUUAUGCCGAAGACGGGGGAGAGUGGCUGAGCGACGCGCUGCGCGCGGCUGCAGGCAGCAGGGCCGCACUGCCAGCUGGCGACCUGGACACGGGCAGUGCAGAGUGGACGGGGCACCCGACCAGUAAGGUCGAGCAUGCCUGGCGAUCUGCGUUGGAGCAGUGCGCUUCGGCAGUCUGCAGCUGGAAUGCGGUGGAGGAGGAUGCUGCGGCGGGCGCGGCCUGCAGCGGAAUCCCUGUCCGCUCCGAGCACGGCGGUGUGGGGCGAACCACCGCUUUCGGCCGCGCGCUGUGGUGCGCGGCCCAGCUGACGCCGGCCAGGCUGGCGAUCGACCUUUACGGGGGCGAGGGGGACACGGCGGUGCUGCUCGCCGACGGCCUGCGCGCCCAGGCGGGCGGCGAUGGGCUCCUGGCCACCUUCGAGGCCGACGUGGGCCGGGCGCGGCGCGUUUCGGCCCGUUUGGCGGCCCGGGGCGUCGCGGUCCGCGAGGUGCUGCUUCCUCCCGGUGGGGUCGUGGGUGCCGAGGUGGAGCGGGCCUUCCAGGAAGCGGCGCAGCAGGGGGGCGUCGGAGCCGUCGUCUUUGCGGGAAGGACCUCGACGACCGUUCUGAACGAGGGGCGCAGCGUCCUUGCCGCCGCGUGUGGCCGCGCAGGCGGGCUCGGCCUCGUCCUGCUCGACCCAGACGUGGAGAUGGGCCCGCACGAGUUCGCCGAGGACUGGCGCGCCCUGGAGCGCUGCGGGCCCCUGGCCACGGCCAUCUACAACACGAACCUGCCCGGCGGCGCAGGCUGGGUCAGGGAGCGGCUGGUCCACGCGGGCGGGCACAGGGAGGUGCUGGCCGGCUUCAACGACGGCGGCAGCGGGGAGGCCGACGUGCUCUACCAGUUGCGGGCCUGGUCCCUGCUCGUCCUUGGCUCCGCCCGGCUCCCGGGGGUCGCGGGGGGGGAUGGCGGGCGCGCGGCUCUGCCGCCGCAGGCUGGGGGCGCCUCCGCGGAGCAGGACCUGGAGCAGAUGCGGGUCCUCUCCUCCAUGGAGUCGGGCGCGUCCUGGAUCGGGGCGACCUUUCGCUCCACGAGGGGCGGGGCGGUCAAAAAGGUGCACAGCGCCGUUGAGGGCAUCGUGCCAGUCCAGAUGCUGAGGCCCACCGAUGAGCUCCUGGCGCCGCCCGCGGUCGACACGAAUCCGCACGCGUGCUUUUCGGAGCUCAACUCCGACGCCGCAGACUACCGCUUCAGAGUGCCCUGUUUUCUGACGUGUGAGGGCCCCGACUUUGACUCCAGCUGGGGAGAUUUCCGAAGGCUGGUCCACCAGAACGCGAAGGACGGCUACCCGCCAGACGAGGUGCUCUUCGGGACGGCCAGCCGGCUGAUCGCGGAUGUGGCCUUCAACGAUUCUGCGCUCAUCCUUGGGCGCUCCCGCUUCAUGUCCAGGCUGAGGCACGAGUUCACGACCGACGGGCACCUGGAGGCGUUCUGCCUCUACGGGAUCGCCAGCGCCCUCUUCGUCCGCGCGCGAACCUUUCUGAGAUCCGCCGCAGUUCAUGAACCGUGGCCAGGUCCGCUCGGCCCCCGUCGCGGCCAUGAACGACCUGGAGAGCUCGCCUUCGCCACGGUCAGCGACUCGGACACGACACGCUGGCAGGACUCGAGUUCAGCUUCUUGGAGAACUCUGGGUGGCCGGUCCGCGUGGAGGACAUUAUUGUCAAUAUCGAGGCUCAGGAGACGCAGAUCCCUCGGCUCCCCGUUCGUCGCGUCUUUGGGGGCGGCCGCGGCUGGCGCCGGGCCCGGGUGGGGUGCGCCUCCAGUGCUCGGCAGGAGAGCGACGCGCCCGUGCUGGACCUCGAGCUGCCGCCCCGGCCGUUCCGCAUCUGCGGCGUGGGCGACCACCUGGCUGCCACGUUUGAUGUCAUGCUCAUGGCCGAGGAGAGCCUGCGCCUGGCGGGCCACCGGACUGUGCAGUUCGAGCGCGCCCUGUUGGGGCGCUAUUGCCCUCUGCACCAGGGUCAGCAGCACCAGUGCCGCCAGCGCUGCCAGCUGCUCGGCGCUGGCUGCGGCGCCGGCGGCGAGGCCGACGACCCCGUGGAGCAGUGGCUCGCCAGAGUGAUCCACCCGGAGACGCUGGACGAGCUGCCGUUCGACCUCGCCGAAAGGCGGGAGAGACUCGCAGG
Molecule: messenger RNA, 3764 nt
Organism: Prorocentrum cordatum
Lineage: Eukaryota; Dinophyceae; Prorocentrales; Prorocentraceae
Source: the annotation of a GenBank genome assembly